UGCGCCGUUUGGCUUGACGCAUGCUGGGAUUUGAAGUCGCAACGGCUGCGCUGAUUUACAGAAACUACACCGCAGAUACCUAAGCGACCCUUUCUGUUUGUUUCUGAGAAACUUGCGGCAUAAAUGUCACUCCCUUUUAACCCAACGCGGAGGGCAUGUGGUGUUAGAUUACGGGUGUAUUUUGGGGUAUAUUUAACAGCGAUUGAAGCAGAAGAUGGUUGUUUUCAGACUAAGGAGGGAUCAUAGGAGGCGUUUUAUUAUUCUGUUCUUAAGUCUCGCAGGUUUUAUUAUUUACCGCCACUUUGGAGGUCAGUCAGGGAAAAUGAGAAGAAACCGAUCCACAGGAUUGAGGGUGAACUCAUCCCAGUUCACCUUAGGAGGAGAGCAGUUUUGUAUUUUGGGGGGCUCUUUACACUACUUCCGUGUUCCAAGAGCAUACUGGAAGGAUCGGAUGAUGAAGAUGAAAGCCUGUGGUCUCAACACCAUUACCGUUGAUGUGCCGUGGUCUCUCCAUCAACCCGAGAAAGAAGAAUUCAGUUUCCAAGAAGGUCACGAUUUAGAAUCUUUUCUUCAUCUGGCAACAGAAGUGGGGCUUUGGGUCAUUUUACGACCCGGACCAUACGUAGGCUCGGAUCUUGAUCUUGGAGGAUUGCCUAGUUGGCUUUUACGUGAUAAAGAGAUGAGGCUGAGAACUACUUACCCAGGAUUCCUUGCAGCUGUAUGCGUAUAUUUCAAUAAACUCAUUCCCAAAGUGGUGCCUUUCCAGUUUAAGAAAGGUGGACCGAUCAUUGCCAUUCAAGUGGAGAACAAAUACGGUUCCCAUGGGAGAGAUGGCAAAUACAUGUCAUUUCUCAAAGAGGCUCUUCUGGAACGAGGCAUCAGUGAACUUCUUCUCACGUCGGACAAUCACGAGGGCUUGAAGUACGGUGGAAUCGAAGGAGCUUUAAGAGCUUUAAAUCUUCAGAAAAUAAAUUAUGAUGACAUCAGAUAUCUGAAAACUGUGCAGUCCAACAGUCCCAUGCUGGUGAUGGAGCUCUGGACGGGGCGAAGUGAUGGCUGGGGUGGUUUACAUCAUAGUUUUCCUGCAGAGGACCUGGUUGCCGUGGCGAGGGAGGCACUGAGACAAGGAAUGUCCAUCAACCUCCACUUGUUCCACGGAGGGACAAACUUUGGCUUUAUAAAUGGAGCGAUGGCCUACCCCUCUUACAAGGCUCUGGUCACAAGCUAUGAUUAUGAUGCACCUCUGUCAGAAGCUGGAGAAUACACACCAAAGUAUCACCUCCUCAGAGAUCUUCUGAGCCGUUUCAACCGUGAAACGCUCCCUGUGAUGCCGAGCAUCCGUUGGAAAGAAGAAUAUGAACCGGCCAUUAUGUUCCAGCAUCUUUCGCUGUGGGACGCACUGCCAUACACACAUAAGCCUUUCAAAUCCAAUCUUCCUAUUAAUAUGGAGAAUCUUCCAGUGAAUAAUGGCAACGGCCAGGCAUACGGAUACACUCUCUAUGAGACCGUCAUCAUCACAGGAGGCUUUUUAAAAUCAGGACACAACAUCAAAGACAGAGCCCUGGUGUUUGUUAACCAAAGUUUCAUUGGCAUUUUUUACCAAAGAAAUUUGGAAUUAGCAGUUUCUGAUGACAAGGGUAAACGAACUCUGAGUUUGCUGAUUGAGAACUGUGGUCGUGUGCAUUAUGGUAAAGACAUGGAUGAUCAACGCAAAGGUAUUGUUGGGGAUAUUUUAUUGAAUAAUGUGCCACUUAGAGAUUUCACGAUCUACAGUCUAGACAUGACUUCAGAUUUUUUUGACAGAUUGUACAGUGCACCUUGGAAGUUCCCUCCAAACAAACCAAGCUUCCCUGGAUUUUUCCAAGGCAGGAUAUUUGUGAACGGCUACCCAAGCGACACUUUCAUCAAGCUGCCAGGUUGGAGUAAAGGUGUUAUCUUUAUUAACGGACAGAAUAUUGGACGGUAUUGGGACGCUGGACCACAGCAGGCUCUGUUUCUGCCAGGCCCCUUCCUCAACAGUGGAAUGAACCAGGUCAGCUCAUAUGAAUAUUUGCUCACUUCUUUCAGACGAAUGGAUCUGUAUCGACAAGUAUCUACAAUUGCAGUGAUUUAUACACACUUGUUUUAAACCAGGAAUUAAAUAAAAUGAACGAUGCAUUGUUUUUUAACAGAUAAUUGUAUUUGAGGAAGCAGAAGGGGAUUUUAAAAUCCAGUUUGAAGAUUCCCCUGAUUUGGGAAUGACAGUUGAUAUUUAACAAAGAUGUUUUUGGUAACAUGAUGACUGUGGAUGAAGUGUCGAAAAAUGUUUAAACAAAAAAUUGACAAGAAGAUAUUUGUAUUAUAAACAUGGCUUGCAUUCCAUUUUUUACAUUGUUUUAUUUGUAUUCUACCAGAACUGUCUAUUUAUAUAUGAGGUUGGAGUGUGUAUAAUGGCUUCAUCUAAAAAACUGUAAAACCUCAAUGAAAGCUUACAUGUUCACAGUAAUCUAUACAUUUCCUAAGAAGGGGCUGUGUGUGCGGGUGUGUGAAAACCUGUAAAAUUAAAUGAAUGCAGUAACUGUAUCUGAACUUCAAUUUAAAGCAGCACAAUAAACUUA
Molecule: messenger RNA, 2597 nt
Organism: Triplophysa dalaica
Lineage: Eukaryota; Metazoa; Chordata; Actinopteri; Cypriniformes; Nemacheilidae
Product: beta-galactosidase-1-like protein 2
Exons: 18
Coding region: 215-2128 (637 amino acids)
Biological process (GO): carbohydrate metabolic process
Cellular component (GO): vacuole
Molecular function (GO): beta-galactosidase activity
Source: RefSeq, a predicted model, not a curated record